Messenger RNA from Puma concolor (puma), 1940 nucleotides. Lineage: Eukaryota; Metazoa; Chordata; Mammalia; Carnivora; Felidae. The record is from RefSeq and is a predicted model, not a curated record.
UGUGGGAAAAAGCUUGUCGCUGCUGUGUUGUCGCUGGAGCUUUAGUCAUUGGUGGCGUUGAAACACCGCAGUCGAAAUGCCAGAGCGAGACAGUGAGCCUUUCUCCAACCCUUUGGCUCCAGAUGGCCACGAUGUGGACGAUCCUCACUCCUUCCACCAGUCAAAACUCACCAAUGAAGACUUCAGGAAACUUCUCAUGACCCCGAGGGCUGCACCCACAUCUGCACCACCCUCUAAAUCACGUCACCAUGAGAUGCCAAGGGAGUACAAUGAGGACGAAGACCCCGCUGCACGAAGGAGAAAAAAGAAAAGUUAUUAUGCCAAGCUUCGUCAACAAGAAAUUGAGAGAGAGAGAGAACUAGCAGAGAAGUACCGGGACCGUGCCAAGGAACGGCGAGAUGGUGUAAACAAAGAUUAUGAGGAAACUGAGCUAAUCAGUACCACAGCUAACUACAGGGCUGUGGGCCCCACUGCUGAGGCGGACAAAUCAGCUGCAGAGAAAAGAAGACAGUUGAUCCAGGAGUCCAAAUUCUUGGGUGGUGACAUGGAACACACCCAUUUGGUGAAAGGCUUGGAUUUUGCUCUGCUUCAAAAGGUACGAGCUGAGAUUGCGAGCAAAGAGAAAGAAGAGGAAGAACUUAUGGAAAAGCCCCAGAAGGAAACCAAGAAAGAUGAGGAUCCUGAGAACAAAAUUGAAUUUAAGACACGUUUGGGCCGCAAUGUUUACCGCACACUGUUUAGGAGCAAGGCAUAUGAACGCAAUGAGCUGUUCCUGCCAGGCCGCAUGGCCUAUGUGGUAGACCUGGAUGACGAGUAUGCAGACACAGAUAUCCCUACCACGCUUAUCCGCAGCAAAGCAGAUUGCCCCACUAUGGAGGCCCAGACAACACUGACUACAAAUGACAUCGUAAUCAGCAAGCUCACCCAGAUCCUUUCCUACCUGCGGCAGGGUACCCGCAAUAAGAAGCUCAAGAAGAAGGAUAAAGGGAAGAUGGAAGAGAAGAAGCCCCCUGAAGCUGACAUGAAUAUAUUUGAAGACAUUGGGGAUUAUGUGCCAUCCACAACCAAGACUCCUCGGGACAAGGAGCGGGAGAGAUACCGGGAACGAGAGCGUGAUCGGGAGAGAGACAGAGACCGUGACAGAGAACGGGAGCGAGAACGAGAUCGGGAGCGGGAGCGGGACAGAGAGAGAGAGGAAGAGAAGAAGAGGCACAGCUACUUUGAGAAGCCGAAAGUGGAUGAUGAGCCCAUGGACGUUGACAAAGGACCUGGAUCUGCUAAGGAGUUGAUCAAAUCGAUCAAUGAAAAGUUUGCUGGAUCUGCUGGCUGGGAAGGCACUGAAUCAUAUCCUUUAUUUCACUAUCGUAUGCUGAAGAAGCCAGAGGACAAGAAGCAGCUGGGAGACUUCUUUGGCAUGUCCAACAGUUAUGCUGAGUGUUAUCCAGCCACAAUGGACGACAUGGCCGUGGAUAGUGAUGAGGAGGUGGAUUACAGCAAAAUGGACCAGGGUAAUAAGAAAGGCCCCUUAGGCCGCUGGGACUUUGAUACCCAGGAGGAAUACAGCGAGUAUAUGAACAACAAGGAGGCUUUGCCCAAAGCUGCAUUCCAGUAUGGUAUCAAGAUGUCUGAAGGGCGGAAGACCAGGCGCUUCAAGGAAACCAAUGAUAAGGCAGAACUAGAUCGCCAGUGGAAGAAGAUUAGUGCAAUCAUUGAGAAGAGGAAGAAGAUGGAGGCUGAUGGAGUUGAAGUGAAAAGACCAAAAUACUAAUCUCUGGUUCCAACUGCAAAAAGAUUCACAAGGAUGUGCUUGCCACUGUUUGCUUUCUAUAAUUCCCCAAAGAGUUGCAAGGUGUCUUUCUGUGAAUGUAUAUAAAAUGUUGUAUAAUCAUUUAGUUCCAUUAAAACUGGUCAACCUGGGGGCACCCUGGGUGGCGCAGUCU